CGGAUUGGUGUCCCAAAGUUUGACAAAAUACUGAAGGAAAUACAGGAACAUGGUUGUGUUCCGGUCCAUCGACCCGUACCGGAGAUUCCCAGAGAACUGAAAGACAUUGUCAGACCUGUACUCACAUCUACACUCCUGUCCUGUACUGCAGAGGGCAGGCCAACAUGCUGCAACACUCUGGCGGACUGGAAGGCUCUACAAUGGGUAGUCAAAACUGCCCAACGCAUCACCAACACCCCCAGCCUACCUUCCACCAGGGACGUAUAUACAGAAAGGCUCUGGAAAAGGGUCAGCAGCAUCAGGAAGGAUCCUACCUAUCCUGUCUGUGGGCUGUUUGCCCCUCUCCCAUGAGGGAGGAAGGAUCCCACCUAUCCUGCCUAUGGGCUGUUUGCCCCUCCCCCAAGAGGGAGGAAGCUACGUAGCAUCCACAGCAGGACAACCAGACUCAAAAUCAGUUACUUUCCUCAAGCAGUAAGACUGAUCAACACCUCCAAUGAUUAAGCCACCCCUACACACCUAACAACACCCACCCACCACCAGCAUGAUUUGAAAAUUUUCUGCCAGAACCACCUGAGGUCAGAGUGACGCCUGUAUCGUAUAUAUUUAUAUUUAUUGUAUUUUCCAUUGCGUUCUUUAUCUGAGUUAUUUUGUUCUGCAUCACAUCCAGAAUAACAAUUAAUUUCCUUGUCUUUUACACUUGUGUAUCUUCAACCUUGAAUCUGUUGGGUAUACACAACACAUACUCUUUAAGAGACACGAGACUGCAGAUCUGCCGUCUCAAACCAUUUUCCGGAGGAACUCAGUGAGCUGAGCAGCAUCUGUGAUGAUGGAAGCGGGGGCUGUUUGCGUUUUGUGCCAAAAUGCUGACUGUCUCAAUCUCCUGAACAAGACAUUGACAUUUUCUCCCCCAACAACCCUCACCGACAGUGCACAUGCUGCUCAAUAAAGCUACUUCUUUGUAUUUUGAAUCAGUGAUGGUGAGUGGGAGGGGAAGCUGUGAUUCCCCAACCUGCUCCUUUCAUAGAAUGCCCACGAUCAAUUCCCACGACCCAUUCUCCAUCUCCAUACGCCACAUAAAACAUCCGGCUUUCAAAGUUCUUCCACAGGAACAAUAGCUCUGGCAGUGUUGGGAGUUUAUCCAGUCCAGGACAGUCGGGGGUUAAUAAACUAUUAGGGAAAUACUCACCUUCACAGCACAGUUAAUGUGGAACUGUGAAGGUCUGGUGUUUAUCUAUACCAGGCCUCUCUGUCCAGUCAGGGGUCUGUUAAUCACAUUUACUUCACUGUACGAACAUCCAUUGAUGAAUUCAAUCAAGGCAAUAGCUUUGAGCUAACUCUUGUGUGCUUAAAUACUGAGUUCUGAUUUGAGCCAUUUAACAUUUUGACUAUGUUCCUGUUCCCAUGGAAGAUGUUCGAAGGAAACACAAGGAGACUCUGCGGGCACAAACUGAAACACUGAGAGUGAACACGAUCCUGAUGACGGAGAAGGUGAAGGUUUUCCAGCUGGUUGAUCGAUACGCUGAGCUCACGGUCAUUUCUACUGUUCGAGAUCGGAGACUGGUGGAACAUGAGCUGCUGGCAAGAGGCAGAGACCAUGGCGAUUGGAGAGAAAAACAUCUCCGCAGAGAACUGGAAAAAAUCCGGACUGAUCAGUUGUUCCAGAGCAGCUUUUCCUGGAGUAAAUCCAAAUCUGGGAGUUCGUCAGCAGUGGCCGGAGUCCCGGGGAUCGGGAAAACAACAAUGGUACAAAAGAUUGUUUAUGAUUGGGCCACGGGGAAAAUAUUCCAACAAUUCCAGUUUGUUUUCAGUUUCAAAUUCCGCGAUUUAAACUCCAUUAACUGCAGAAUAAACCUGAGGGAACUGAUUCUGGAUCAAUAUCCCUACUUUGGGAAUAUUCUGAGAGAGGUCUGGAAGAACCCAGAGGGAUUGCUGUUUAUAUUCGAUGGUUUGGAUGAAUUCAAGCACGGAAUCGAUUUUGCUGACUGUCGGAGAGAUACAGAACCCAAGCACCAGUGCCCAGAUCCCGAGUGGUGGUGUGAAGUGUCUGACAUUGUGUACAAUUUAAUCCAGGGCAAGCUGCUCCCAGGGUGUUCAGUGCUGGUCACCACCCGCCCCACUGCAUUACAUUUAUUGGAAAAGGCUGAUAUCAGUGUCUGGGCUGAAAUCCUGGGAUUUCUUGGUGAGGAGCGGAAGGAAUAUUUCCUCAGACAUUUUAAAGAUCAGACGGUGGCAGAAGCUGUUUUCAAACACGUGAAGGAGAACGAGAUCCUGUACACCAUGAGCUACAACCCAUCCUACUGCUGGAUCCUCACUCUGGCACUGGGACCCUUCUUCACACAAAGAGUCAGGGACCCACUGCGAGUUCCCAAGACCAUCACCCAACUGUACUCCUACUAUAUUUACAACAUCCUGAAAAACCACGGCCGUGAGAUUGAGAACCCCCGUGAUGUGUUACUCAGGGUUGGUCAGAUGGCCUUCAGAGGAGUGUCUGAGAACAAGAUUGUGUUUACAGAUGGAGAUUUGAUCAAGUACAAUCUGCAGCCUUCCCAGUUCCUGUCCGGGUUCCUAAUGGAGCUUUUGGAGAGAGAGGAUUCUGCUCGGAGCAUGGUGUACACAUUCCCACACCUCACCAUCCAAGAGUUUGUAGCUGCAGUCGCACAAUUCCUGAAUCCACAUCCCGGGGAUAUCCUGAAAUUCCUCACUGAAACCCACAACACGACAGAUGGGCGAUUUGAGGUAUUCCUCCGUUUUGUUGCUGGUCUCUCCAAUCCAAUGACAGCUCGGGGCCUGGAGGAGUUUCUGGGUCCAUUUCCCAAUGAAACAACCUGCCGGGUGAUUGACUGGGUGAAGGAGGAGGUUAAACGCCAGAUUGGAAACACAGAGAGUGAAGCUGGUAAAAGGAGCCUCCUGAACACAUUGCACUACCUGUUUGAGUCUCAGAAUCGUGGACUGGCUCAGGCUGCACUGGAACCUUUGGAAAUACUUUCGUUCAGUGGAAUGACACUGACCCCGAUUGACUGCGCGGUCCUAUCUCAUGCCAUCGGACUCUGUGUUACAAUAAAACAGCUCGACCUGGAGAAAUGCCGCAUUCAGAGUGAAGGAAUCCAGCAGCUGGGACCCGGGCUGCACAAGUGCCAGGACUUGAGACUUGGGGAGAAUAAACUGGGAGAUUCAGGAGUGAAACUGGUGUCUGCGGCUCUGAGGAACACAGAGAGUAAAAUACAGAAACUGUGGCUGGGGGAUGUCGGUCUCACAGAUUCUGGCAUUGAGGAUCUCGCUUCCCCUCUCAGUAAAAUAUCAUCACUAACGGAGCUGGACCUGGGUAGUAAUAAACUGGGAGAUUCAGGAGUGAAACUGGUGUCUGCGGCUCUGAGAAACCCGGAAUGUAAAAUACAGACACUCGUGCUGGACAAUGUCAGUCUCACAGAUUCUUGUGCCGAGGAUCUCGUCUCCGCUCUCAGUACAAACCAAACGCUGAUGGAGCUGGACCUGGGUGAUAAUAAACUGGCAGAUUCCGGAGUCAAACUGGUGUCUGCGGCUCUGAGGAACCUGGAGUGUAAAAUACAGAAACUGCGGCUGGACAAUAUCAGUCUCACAGAUUCUGGUGCCGAGGAUCUUGUCUCUGCACUCAGUGCCAAACCAUCACUGAAGGGGUUGAGCCUUGGUUACAACUCGCUGACAGACCGAUCUGUACCCGCUCUCCGCCGCCUCAUACUGACCCUCCCGAGUCUGGAGUGGAUCGGAUUGUACGGGAAUUGGUUCAGUGAGACUGGGGAGAAGGAAUUGAGAUCUCUGCGGGAACCCAGACCCAGACUGACAGUGUCCCUGUGAACAUCUGUAUGUGUGAACAUCCCCGCCCGCAGGAUGGGGACAUUUUAGCCGAUUUUCCACCCCCAUCUUUCACUCCCGCCCUUACCUUUCAAGGCCACACGCCAGGUUUAAUUCUCAACUGUUCUGACGGAACCGGCUCCAGUGACGUGUCUCCGCCUGCUGUACGGCGGCGCAGCUUCCUCCGGAUUUGCAGGUUCAAGACUCCCCGCCACGUGAGACCCCGAACUACAUAGACAGGAAGAGCCUGGGGGCCAGGGCUCAGUCUGGGACACCGGUGUCCCGGGGUGGGAUUAUCCCGGGAGAGAAUCCUUUUGCUCCCUUUGCUGAGGACGGUGCAUUCGGCAGUCUGGCCGAUGUAAUAAUGUCAAAUUGACAAAUCCCUCUGCAGUGACCCUGGAUCUGCAGCGAUCCCGACACAGCCCUGAAGUGUGAUUUUAUAAUCAUCGGUUCCCCGAUGCAGUGUGACCGUGAGAAACGGGACUGAUUAUUCAACCGGUCACUCGUUGUCACCGGUCAGUUAAUUGUGUGUGACUGUGAGUGAGUCGGGAGCAGCUUAUUUAUUCCCGCACGUCAGUAGCUCACACAUUGUUUAAUUUACAUUUGUUAUGAUGAAAUCAAUAAACCGCUGUAACUU
Messenger RNA from Hypanus sabinus (Atlantic stingray), 4465 nucleotides. Its product is annotated as NACHT, LRR and PYD domains-containing protein 3-like. The coding region runs from base 1402 to 3831 and encodes 809 amino acids. Gene Ontology annotation, cellular component: cytoplasm. The record is from RefSeq and is a predicted model, not a curated record. The transcript is spliced from 8 exons. Gene Ontology annotation, molecular function: protein binding. Lineage: Eukaryota; Metazoa; Chordata; Chondrichthyes; Myliobatiformes; Dasyatidae.